Uncinocarpus reesii 1704 is the source of this 3147-nucleotide messenger RNA. RefSeq lists its product as uncharacterized. Lineage: Eukaryota; Fungi; Ascomycota; Eurotiomycetes; Onygenales; Onygenaceae. Bases 1 to 3147 code for a protein of 1048 amino acids. The transcript is spliced from 2 exons. The record is from RefSeq and is a predicted model, not a curated record. Gene Ontology annotation, molecular function: metal ion binding. Gene Ontology annotation, cellular component: mitochondrial matrix. Gene Ontology annotation, biological process: protein processing.
AUGCUUCGGUCUUCGACGCGUGCGCUGAGGCAGGGAGCCUCCAGGCUGCGAAAUCCGUGUCUACAGCUUCUCCCAGGCAUACGGGCAGCGUCGACGGUGACAGACCUCAGUGCCUAUCCUUCUGUCGGAGAGAAGCUCCAUGGCUUUACGGUUGCUGAGAAAAAGCAUGUCCCAGAACUCCAUCUCACUGCCGUUCGCCUAAAGCAUGACACCACCGAUGCCGACUACCUGCACGUUGCGAGAGACGACAAGAACAAUGUCUUUGGCAUCGGCUUCAAGACGAAUCCGCCAGAUGCGACGGGUGUGCCGCAUAUACUGGAGCACACUACGCUCUGUGGCAGCGAAAAAUAUCCUGUCCGAGAUCCCUUCUUCAAGAUGCUUCCCCGGUCUCUUUCCAACUUCAUGAACGCCUUCACCUCCUCCGAUCACACCACCUACCCGUUCGCGACCACCAAUAAGAAAGACUUCCAGAAUCUGCUCUCGGUCUAUCUCGAUGCUACACUACACCCGCUCCUCAAGGAAGAGGAUUUUAGACAGGAAGGGUGGCGAUUGGGCCCUGAAAACCCCAGAGCUGCGGAGCAGAAAGCCGGCGAUGAGCCUGCUCCCGGUGGCGACAUCGUCUUCAAAGGGGUGGUGUACAAUGAAAUGAAGGGGCAGAUGACGGACGCCAAUUACUUAUACUAUAUCAGAUUCAAAGAGCACAUCUUCCCCGCCUUGAACAACUCGGGAGGUGACCCGCAGCAUAUUACUGAACUUACGCAUAAGCAACUCGUUGACUUUUCCAAGAAGAAUUAUCAUCCGAGCAAUGCGAAGCUAUUCACCUAUGGCAAUAUGGCUCUCAGCGAUCACCUACAGCAAGUAGGCGCCGUUCUGGACGGCUUCCAACGGGCUUCUUCGGAACUAGACGUCAAAUUACCCAGAGAUUUAAGUGCUGGCCCUGUGACUUACACUGUCAACGGACCCAUGGACCCAUUUACAAGCGAAGAUAAGCAGCACAAAACUUCGAUUUCCUGGCUUGCCGGCGACUCAACCGAUGAAGUUGAAGUCUUUUCCCUCGGUAUCCUAUCCUCACUACUCCUGGAUGGAUAUGGCUCUCCCAUGUAUAAGGCGUUGGUCGAAAGUGGACUUGGCUCAUCUUUCACGCCAAAUACAGGGUUGGACACGUCCGGCAAGGUCCCAAUAUUUUCCGUCGGGCUAAAUGGUGUAUCAGAGAGUGAUGUACCCGCUGUCAAGCAACGGGUCGAACAGGUAUUCCAAGAAUGCUUAGAAAACGGCUUCAAUAAUGAAAAGGUCAUGGGCUAUCUGCAUCAACUGGAACUUGCGCUGAGGCACAAAACCGCCAACUUUGGACUUGGAGUGCUAGAGAAAACCCUGUCAGCCUGGUUCAAUGGAUUCAAUCCAACCCGAGAACUCGUGUGGAACGACAUUGUUAACGAAUUCGAGAGACGGUGGAAGAAGCCGGCAUACUUGGAGACCCUAAUGAAAACUUAUUUUAUGAAUGACAAAUGCCUAACGUUUACGAUGGCUGGUUCUCCCACGUAUAACCAAACAUUGGCAGAAAGAGAAGCUGUCCGUAAAGAAACCAAAAUGACAGACCUCGCCACUAAAUAUGUCUCAACCGGUAAAGCCAUUGAGCAUCUGAAAAAGGAGGAGCUCGAGCUCCUAAAAGUUCAAGAGUCAGCUCAGCUUGCAGACGUUAGCUGCUUACCCACUGUGCAUAUAACGGAUAUUCCGCGAGAGAUGGAGCGGAAACCGGUGAGAGAAUCAAAAAUUGACGGUGUUGAGGUUGUCUGGCGUGAAGCACCAACCAAUGGCCUUUCUUACUUUCAAGGGUUAAAUAUAUACGAAAAUAUCCCUGACGAGUUGAGAUUGCUACUUCCACUCUUCAACGAGGCCAUCAUGCGACUUGGGACGGCCAAGAUGACCAUGGAACAGUGGGAAGACUUGAUUAAACUAAAGACCGGGGGCGUUUCGUCUUCCACAUUUUCCGUCUCGUCGCCGUUCGACCUAGGCAAGUAUACAGAGGGCCUUCAGCUAUCCGGCUAUGCGAUGGAUAAAAAUAUACCUGAUAUGCUUGACAUAAUUACAACUCUCGUUACCGAAGCUGAUUUUUCAAGUCAAUCUGCGCCGCAAAUGGUUCAAGAACUUCUUCGCUCUAACACGAACGGUGCGCUAGAUGCAGUUGCGGGUUCAGGACACCGCUUCGCUGUGAAUGUUGCUGCUGCCGGGUUGUCUAAAGGUUUCUGGAUCCAGGAGCAGAAAUCGGGCUUGUCUCAGAUCCAAGCUGUCGCCGAUCUCCUUCGAGAUGCUGAAAGCUCUCCAGAGAAGUUGCGACAACUCAUCGAAAAGUUGCGGUUGAUCCAAUCUUUCGCCGUUUCUAGGUCUUCUAAACUUCGUAUCCGUGUUGUCUGUGAGCCGGGAAGCUCAAGUGAAAAUGAAGCUAUCAUUCAGCGAUGGCUAAGCCGUUUACCGAAGACUACUGCACCGCCACUCACAAAUGGCGCUACCAGUUUUAAGCCUUCACCGAGCAAAAUUCUUUAUGAUCUCCCAUUCCAAGUAUCAUAUUCUGGCCUCGCACUCAGAACAACUCCAUUUAUAGACCCUGAUAGCGCGCCCCUCAGCGUUCUAUCUCAACUCCUAACCCACAAGUACCUGCACCCGGAAAUCCGAGAGAAGGGUGGCGCAUACGGUGCUGGCGCCUCUAACGGCCCGAUUCAGGGCCUGUUCAGUUUCUCCAGCUAUCGCGACCCAAACCCAAUGAAUUCUCUCAAAGUCUUCAACAGCAGUGGCGCCUUUGCACGGGACCGCACCUGGUUACAGAGGGAGCUAGAUGAAGCCAAACUUGGCAUUUUCCAAUCCCUUGACGCUCCUAUGAGCGUGGACGAGGAAGGCCAGCGGUAUUUCCUGACCGGAGUCACGCAAGACAUGGAUCAACGUUGGCGUGAACAGAUCCUGGAUGUUACGGCCCAGGAUGUAAACAGAGUGGCUCAGAAAUACCUCGUUGAAGGAACUGAGAGUGUUUUCUGUUUACUCGGCAAUAAGCAGAAUGCAUCCAGCCUUGACGGAUGGGACGUGAGAAGCUUGUCGAUGGGCAGCAAUGCGGAAUCGGAUCCCAUCACCCAUGAUGCUGUUGCGGACACUGCAUAA